GUCAUUCAUUGCAAAAUGGCGACUGGUACAAUAUCCUGGGUUAAAUUCAAGAAAGAUGCAGUUGAGUUUAUAAAGCGAUCCGAGGAACUCAGAGACAGUUGGGAGUUUAUGGUGCUACAGGAAGAGCCAGGGAAAGAAAUAUUGAUGAAAAAACAUGUUUAUCGAAAGAUGAAAAAGAACUGUAGUGAUGAAUGUAAGGAAGAAACCAUUACCAUGACAACAACAGAUGGAGAAUUAGGACUUUCUAGUGACUCAGAUGAUUCUCUAUUUGAGGAGUGUAGAGCGUUACAAAGUUCAUCUUUAUCUGGUCUGUGUUCAUAUGAGUAUCAUAUCAUAUACAGUGACAGCUAUUCUUUACCUGUACUCUAUUUUAAUUCUUAUAAAGAAGAUGGUAGACUCCUGACUUUAGAUGAAAUUUGGGAAAAUAUUCCCUGUUUAUAUCAAACACAUGUAAAAGAAGAAAAAUGGUCAUUUGUCACCCAACAGGACCAUCCUAUAUUAUGCCGACCGUUUUAUCAGUUGCAUCCAUGUCAUACUGCUGAUGUCAUGAGAAAUGUACCACUAGAUUGGAGCAAGUAAGCAUGGUUACCAUGAUGAUUACAACAAAACUAUUUAACGAGGGA
Molecule: messenger RNA, 623 nt
Organism: Saccoglossus kowalevskii
Lineage: Eukaryota; Metazoa; Hemichordata; Enteropneusta; Harrimaniidae
Product: ubiquitin-like-conjugating enzyme ATG10
Biological process (GO): autophagosome assembly; protein modification by small protein conjugation; autophagy of mitochondrion
Cellular component (GO): cytosol
Molecular function (GO): Atg12 conjugating enzyme activity
Source: RefSeq, a predicted model, not a curated record